CAAAACUGGGGAGGGAAGAAUAUUUUGGCAGCGAUACAGAUUGGCGGGGAAGCUGAAAAAUGAAUAGAAGAGGCCACUUUACUGGGAUGCAGGAAGUGAUGGGUUCGAAUCCUCUCCCUGCAUGGGCCAGCAAGCCUUGCAUAAUGGGCAUUGAUGAAGCUGGCCGAGGCCCCGUGCUUGGUCCCAUGGUUUAUGGAUGCUUAUAUUGUUCGGCUACUUACCAGAAAACUCUAGCCACAUUGCAAUUUGCAGAUUCAAAAACUCUAAAGGAGGAGAAGAGAGAAGAACUGUUUGAAAGUAUAAAAGCUGACGAUUCCAUGGGCUGGGCUGUGGAUAUAAUUGAUCCAAGAGAGCUUUCAGCAAAAAUGCUUAAAAAAGACAAAAUUAACCUGAAUACGAUUUCGCAUGAUUCUGCUAUGGGCCUUGUAAAUAAGGCUCUUGCUAUGGGGGUUUUAGUAACAGAGGUUUAUGUUGAUACUGUUGGAGAUGCAGAUAAGUACAAAGUAAAACUAGAAGAGAAAUUUCCAGGUAUUACAUUUAUUGUAGCUAAGAAAGCUGAUAGUCUGUAUCCAAUUGUUAGUGGAGCAAGCAUCAUUGCAAAGGUCACCAGGGAUAAAUCCUUGCGGGGAUGGGUAAUGGAUGAGAAAGUUGAAUGUAUAACCAGAAACUUUGGCUCUGGAUAUCCAGGGGAUCCUGAAACAAAAGCUUGGUUGGAUCAAAAUAAACAUGUGGUGUUUGGCUUUCCCACAUUAGUGCGAUUUAGUUGGGGAACAUGCAAGUCUUAUAUUGACAAAUGUGCUGAAGUGAUCUGGGAAGCAGAUGAAGAAGACAAAGAUGGAGGGAGCAAUAAAGGGGACAGGAAAAAGCAACAAAAAUUGAACUUCAUUUCUCUAAAACGGAAAUCAGAAGAUCUGGAAUCCAGUGGUAAAGGGCGUUUUAAAUUUUUCUCUUCCAGGAAACUUCAGCUUGUUAAUGGUUCUCUGUAGACUAUUUUGGUGGUCACGUAUAUUAUAGUACUGUCCUUGCUGAUAUCCUUUUGGUCAACAGGCAGUCAUGCUUAAUAUAGGUGGAAUAUCUGACUCAUGUUUUCCUGGCAGCAGAGGAACCUUAGUGUUUUAUACUUUGAAAUAAUUGGAGUUGUAUUAUGUUAUAUAGAAAAUCAAGAGGGCAACUGGCAAGUUAAUGGUAGUUAUUUGAUCUGUCUUAACAGUUAACAGACCACAACAAGGAUUAGUGGUUUUGUUAUUCAUCAAAAAAAUGCAUCGAAGUGUUGUAUCUCUGUUAUUAUUCUAAUAUUAAAUAUAGAGAUAAGGAAAUUUUAACA
Molecule: messenger RNA, 1324 nt
Organism: Cryptomeria japonica (Japanese cedar)
Lineage: Eukaryota; Viridiplantae; Streptophyta; Pinopsida; Cupressales; Cupressaceae
Product: ribonuclease H2 subunit A
Exons: 8
Coding region: 60-986 (308 amino acids)
Biological process (GO): DNA replication, removal of RNA primer; mismatch repair
Cellular component (GO): ribonuclease H2 complex
Molecular function (GO): RNA binding; RNA-DNA hybrid ribonuclease activity
Source: RefSeq, a predicted model, not a curated record